AUGGAUAAAGGCGAAAACCAAGAACACAAUUACCCAGUCGAUGCUAACUCUUACACAAUCAUCGAAGUAAUCGGCCGUGGGACGAACACCAUAAUCUACAGAGCAUUUUGCGACCCAAUGAAUACCAAUGUCGUGAUAAAAUCCAUCAAAUUCGAUAAAUCCAACAAUUCUCUAACUCUUAGUCAUUUAGAUUCAACCAUUCCCGCGCCGCCGGUUCUAAAUCAUCCAAACAUCCUCAAUUCCCACUGCACUUUCCUUGCUGCCGAAAACCUAGUAUGGGUAGUUAUGCCAUUAAUGUCUGUCGGCUCUCUCCAAUCCAUAAUGUCAUGUUCCUUCCCUACCGGACUUCCAGAAGAAUAUAUUGCAAUCUUUCUUAAACCAAUCUUUAAUCUUUUGUCUUAUCUCCAACAAAUGGAAUCUCCUGACAUUGAACUUAAAGCUGGAAACAUCCUUCUUGAUCACGAUGGAACAUUCAAAUUUUCUGAUUUUGGUUUGUGGCUUUCGUCGCAGCAGUUGAUGAGAAACGUCACAGCGAAAUCUUAUUGGGUUGCGCCGGAGUUGAUUGAAUCUAGUGAUGCGUAUUCUGUCAAAUCGAAUAUUUGGUCAUUUGGAAUCUUAGCUCUCGAAUUAGCUCAUGGAAAACCACCUCUGUAUGACUUUCCUCUGUCCAAGUCUAUGAUCAAGAAGAUGAAACAGAGAUUUUCUUUUUGGAAAUUUGACGAAAACAGUACUGAAAAGACCUUCUCUGAAACAUUCAAGAAUCUUGUUAAGAGUUGUUUGAAACGUAAUCCAGCAAAGAGACCGACGUUGAACAUGCUGCAGAACCAUCCUUUCUUCGAAAAAUGUAAAUCCACAUAUUAUCUAGUGGAUAAGAUACUGAAAGACUUGCCUCCUAUUGUAAACAGGUUUGAACUUUACACAGAGAUCAGAGGUGAAGAAAAAGAUGAUGAUGAUGAAGAAGUGAAUGUUGUUAGUGGGUGGAAGUUAAAUGCCGAUAUUUUGAAGCUUUUUCCAUUUUGUUCUAAUGAAAUCCAAGUGGAGGAGGAAGAUGAAGAUGAAUACUGCGAUUAUGCUAAGUUGGAAGCUGUGAAUGCCGAAUUGCAUAAAGUGAUUAAGCAGCUGGAUGUAGUUUGUUGGACCUCUUCGAGAACAGAUUAUUUGGAGACACUUUUUACAGUAAAAACGAGAUUACAAGAGCAGUUGAAUCGAAUAACUAGUUUGUUUAAUUCUCGUGGCGGGGUGUUGUUCGAGGUGCCAUUCUACAACCCUCCACGAGCUGAACAGAAUGGAAAAGAAGACAAUGCAUAA
Molecule: messenger RNA, 1308 nt
Organism: Impatiens glandulifera
Lineage: Eukaryota; Viridiplantae; Streptophyta; Magnoliopsida; Ericales; Balsaminaceae
Product: serine/threonine-protein kinase BLUS1-like
Exons: 1
Coding region: 1-1308 (435 amino acids)
Biological process (GO): protein phosphorylation
Molecular function (GO): ATP binding; protein serine/threonine kinase activator activity; protein kinase activity
Source: RefSeq, a predicted model, not a curated record